UCUCAUCCGCUCGCUGGUUGCGCGUGAGAAUGGGACGAAGUCGUUUGGUCUUACGCUAUAGAAUAAUCGAAUGAAAUUUGUUGAUCUAUUAUCGCUACAAACGCAUAUAUAUAUAUAUUAUUUAUUUGUCAACAAAUAAUCAUUCUGUUGUUGUUGGCCUGGAAGAUUUAUGUAAAAAUAUUUAUUCCUGAGACAAUUUUUAUUGAAUAUGUUUACUUUUUUGAAGUCUGGAAGGAAACGGAAGUUCUCACGCCUCAACUUACAAAAAUGAUAAAUAAAAGAGGAUCAUUCUAAUUACUUAGGAACGUUUCCUGAAUAUCCGGUUGAAAAUGUCCUGAACCACCUCGUGAUGUAUAAUGACGAUCGUUUGCUGUCUUCCUAGAGUGCCUGUACGAGCCCUUCAAAAGAAUGCCUGGAUCCUCCUGCCUUUACCCAUUGUCACAUUUUUCAUCUUUGUGUACGCACCCUUGGACACCCUCCUGGUCACCAACGCCAAUCACCCUCAAAUUCCAUUAAAAUCUGCAUUUGUCGAGAAAACUACCACAGAUAGUCAUGGAUUUCAACAGAUUUUCCAAGUACCUACUGCUGAAGAGAGAAGAGUUUCGGAGGCCAUUCAAAAUGAACGACAAGGAACCCUUCAAACGGCAGCUGCUGUUAUUAAGAGUUUGAAUGCUUCAAAACAUCUGGCCUUUCAGACAUCGACAGCACGCUCUAGGGAUUUUACCAUUCAUGUUUGGAAACACGGCGAGCGUAUGAAAAGGCGAUUUCUUCGAUCCUAUGGUAGAUUCAUGAAAGAUCCUUAUUCCUCGUGUAGUGUAAACAAUUGUCGUUUGUCCACAAAUGAUUCUCGCAUCAAUGAAAGCGAUGCCGUUUUAUUCCACCUCCAUCAAACGAAAGGCCCGCAAACCUUACCUUCCUACCACCCCGAAAAGCAGAUAUGGAUAUUUUUCACUGACGAAUCGCCCUUGCAUACGUUCCUCACUACCAGAAAAUACACCAUGAAAGAUUACAAUGGCUUGUUCAACUGGAGCAUGACCUACAGAAGCGAUUCGGAUGUUCCUGUCCCUUAUGGUAAGACUGUACCUCUGAGUGAGAAGGAAAAGGCGAGUUACAAAUUCAAGGAUUUCGCGACCUUGAAGCAGAAAGGGGUGGCCAUUCUGGGUAGCAAUUGUGGAGGGCAAAACCACCGGUGGGACUAUGUGAGAGAAUUGCAGAGGUUUAUUGAUGUCGACAUCUAUGGUGGAUGUGGCACACACAAAUGUCCAGGACAUUUCACCAAAGAUUGCCCUUUGAUCGGGGAUUAUAAAUUCUACCUCGCUUUUGAGAAUUCGAACUGCAAUGAGUACAUCACCGAGAAACUCUGGUGGAACGCUUACAGCAAGGAGGUAGUCCCCGUCGUGAUGGGGGCUCCGAAAUCAGAUUAUGAAAAGCUGUGUCCACCAGAUUCUUUCAUCCACACGGAUGACUUUCAAUCACCUUCCGAUUUAGCGAAGUAUCUAGAUUACUUGAUGUACAACGAUACAGCCUAUAAUUCGUUUUUCGAUUGGAAGAAAAAUUACAAAGUUGUGAACGAGCAUGGAUAUUUCGGUUCCCCGUCUCUGCAUUUGUGCUACAUCUGUGAAGCUCUCAACAACUUCUACGGGGCCACACCAAAGAUGUAUAAUGAUUUGCAGUCGUUUUGGAAUCCAAAAACGGAUUGCCAUAAAGCGUCUUGGACACCUGAAGAUUAAAAAUUUGAACCAUUUUACCAUGUUGGAGGAAUUUCAUUCAAACAUUCCAUUUCAGAACAACCCAUGAUUUUACAGAAUUUUGUGUUUUGGUAAAUUAUUGAUGUAUUUAUUCCUAUUGAAACCAAAGUUUUUAAUUUUUUUAUCACAACUUGUUCAAGUUUUACAAAUGCUUUAUUAUUUUCGAAAUGAAUGAAAACUUUGAAUAAAAUUGGGUGCUUUUUUACUGAUA
Argiope bruennichi is the source of this 1959-nucleotide messenger RNA. Its product is annotated as glycoprotein 3-alpha-L-fucosyltransferase A-like. Lineage: Eukaryota; Metazoa; Arthropoda; Arachnida; Araneae; Araneidae. Bases 357 to 1730 code for a protein of 457 amino acids. The record is from RefSeq and is a predicted model, not a curated record. Gene Ontology annotation, cellular component: membrane. Gene Ontology annotation, molecular function: alpha-(1->3)-fucosyltransferase activity. The transcript is spliced from 2 exons.